GAUAAAUCUAGAAAAACACAUCAAAAACGCUUUCCGGCUUUUCCUGCGAUCGUCAUCCAGUAUAUCCUUUAGAAAUGGCCGUUUUUGUUAAAAUAUUUGAUGGAACGCAAAUGUGUUGCAAUCUUCAAGAUGUCAACCAUGGUCUCGAGUGUUUGAUGAAGAAAAUCUGUGAAGAAAAGAAAUAUCCAAAACAAGACUUGCAGUUUUACUAUAAUGGCAGGCUUGUCCAAGAGGAUGAGAGGCUACAAGAGAAUGGGACCUACCAUGUUACCUUGGCUCUUCGGGGUGGAAAAGGAGGAUUUGGUGCUAUGCUGCGGAUGAUUGGUGCUCAAAUCGAGAAGACAACAAACCAUGAAGCAUGCCGUGACCUCAGUGGGAGGAGGAUGAGAGAUGUAAACAAUGAAAAAAAACUGCAAUCAUGGAUUGAGAAGAAACAACAACAGGAGGAAGAGCGUCAAAAGAAGAGGAGAGAUAAGCUGGAGAGGAUGCGUUCUACCCCCAAGCACUACUUUGUUGACCCAAGCUAUGACCAACAGAGAGAAGCUGUAACCGAUAGCCUGGACGAAGCAGUGACCACAGGUAUUGAUGUGGCUGGUUCCAGUAAAAGUGAAGCGUCUUCCUCUGGAGGCGUUAAGAGGAAAACUGAUACAGACAGUGAUGAAGAUGAUGAUGAUGCUGAUGAGGCUGAAUUCAAGAAGCACUGCAUGUGGCUUGGCAUUGAAGGAGGUGAGGAAGAAGACGACGAUAUGGAGGAUGACAAGAAAGGUGAGGACAUCUCAGAAAACACAUCUGCUCCAUCGACAUCAACAUCAUCAUCAUCCUCCGCAUCGCCUAUUGAAGGAGAAUCAGGAGCCAAGACACCCACGGGAGAGGAGAAUGCAGAAACCGCUACUGAGACAACUUCUUCUGGUUUCAAGACCCUUCUGAGCAGUCUUCCUCCACCAAGAAUGGGUACCUCUUCAUCCACAACAACGGAAGAAGUGCCCAUCAACCUUGACGAUUAUUCAUCCGUGGAAGACCUAGAAGAACUUGGCCUGGAUCGCCUGAAAAGUGCCCUGAUGGAGAGAGGAAUGAAAUGUGGAGGUACCCUGCAAGAAAGAGCCCAGAGGCUGUACUCUGUGAGAGGACUUGAACCGUCUGAAAUAGACCCAUCACUCCUUUCUAAGGGAGCAAAAGGGAAGAAGGGAAAAAAGAAAUGAGCAGAGACUGAUUGAUGAUAAGCACCUUACAAUGCAGGUAUAUGGAAAGAGUACAGACGUCACCUGUUUUUUAAAUUAAGAAGUCAAUAAAUGCUGGUAAAAAGGAAGCAACAACAUAUAUAUCACAUUGUGAAUUAUUGGACGCCAGUUAAUCAUGGAGUGUUUUUAAAGGAGAUCAAUUUUUAGUAUGUUAUGUUUUUAUGAAUCAUUUUUUCACAUGAAUCAUUUUUAUACAACAUUCCUGGAACAAGUCAUGAAUAUUUUACUUCAUAUGACCGAACCAAGAGAAGAGAAUCCCCCAUUUACCUACUUUUAGGUGAACUGUUAAUACAAACACUUGACAUUUUUGCUUUUUCUUACAUUUUAAAACUCUGUUGGAACAUUAAACUUUAAAAACAAUAUAUAUUCCUUCAUGCAGUAUCUGCUCUGGCACCAUACAAUACUUAGCCUAUCUUUGUGCAGUGAUUUCUAAUAGUCAAGAAUAUCCUUGAUGUUUUGUCAGUUUAGAGAUGUAACAAAUUUUGGUUGUAAAUAAAGUAAGAACAUUUACAUUAUGGCUGAUCUGUGUAAACAUGUACCAAAACAUGUGUGGAGUAGUGUAAUAUUUCACUUGAAAUUUCUCUUUAACUUACCUAAUGGCGGAUUCAGCUUUUAUUGAAAACACAAUUUGACAACUACAAGACGUAUGGAAAGAAGGGGGGGGGGGAAUAGUUGUCCUGUAUCUAGACAACUAGCCCCCUUUAAGCAAUUACCUCCAUAUAAAAAAAUUGAAAUCACCUCUUGUACGUCAAUAAAUGAAAUGGAUCGGAUACAUGUGUGGUAGUUAAUAUUUCACAUUUACAAUUUUGGUCGUGAAAAUUUUAGAAACGAAUUAAUUGUACUUAAAAGAUACAUGUAUGUUUGGGACUAUAGCAUGAAAGCGUACAUUACUAUUCAGGGGGUAAGAACAUAGGGUAUCAUAAGAUUCUUAUAAAAUCAACAUCAGAUGGGCAAAUCUCAUUUCAAAGUUUCAGUAACAUUCUCAUUCCUUUGCUCAUCAAAGGGAAGUCUACCCUGAUAAUAAGUUGGUUUUAACAAAAGCAGAUUUUUUUUUCUCCCUCUGGCGGCAAGUGUCCUAGAAUCACUGAAGUGAAUGUAAAAUUAUUAGACAAUUUCAAGCAUGUUUCUCUUUUAUUGCUUUGUCAAAGCUUUUUUAUUUUGCAAAUCUAUUUUUGUUCUCAACUUUGAACUUUUCAUAAAUAAUGAUAUAUAUUACCUCAGUAUCAAUGUCUCUUUUGGACAUGUCAAUAAAUAAACUACGUAUUUCAAUAUAC
Molecule: messenger RNA, 2512 nt
Organism: Strongylocentrotus purpuratus (purple sea urchin)
Lineage: Eukaryota; Metazoa; Echinodermata; Echinoidea; Camarodonta; Strongylocentrotidae
Gene: sde2
Product: replication stress response regulator SDE2
Exons: 7
Coding region: 75-1199 (374 amino acids)
Cellular component (GO): nucleus
Source: RefSeq, a predicted model, not a curated record